Heteronotia binoei (common prickly gecko) is the source of this 5894-nucleotide messenger RNA. It is a transcript of the gene TIE1, whose product is annotated as tyrosine kinase with immunoglobulin like and EGF like domains 1. Gene Ontology annotation, biological process: cell surface receptor protein tyrosine kinase signaling pathway; multicellular organism development; protein phosphorylation. The record is from RefSeq and is a predicted model, not a curated record. Gene Ontology annotation, cellular component: signaling receptor complex. NCBI's taxonomy places the organism in Eukaryota, Metazoa, Chordata, Lepidosauria, Squamata, Gekkonidae. The transcript is spliced from 23 exons. The coding region runs from base 276 to 3734 and encodes 1152 amino acids. Gene Ontology annotation, molecular function: ATP binding; transmembrane receptor protein tyrosine kinase activity; protein binding.
UCCCUAGGCAGAAACCCAGUGUCUUGGACUGGCUAGAAUGGAGCUGCUUCUCCUCCUGGGACUCCAGCUAUUGCUAUAGGAUGAGUCACCUCUUUAAAGAAAGCCUCGACCCCACAUUUUGCUAUAUUCCCUGAACUAUAAGUAGGGCCAGGCAGACAGGGAGCAUUUCCUCCCGAAUCAGAGGCUAUCUGGUGUGAGUUUCCUUCCAGCUAUUCUAGCCCUUGCAAAGCAAUGGAGGACGCUGGAGCAGCAAACCUAGAGGAUACACAUAGUGAAUGAGAAACAGCACAAAUAUUCCUGGUUUCUCCUUCUGGAUUUGUGAUGUCCGAGUUCUGCUGAUACUGGACACAUUCAGGAAAAUGGAACUGAAAGGAAUCUGUCUUCUAGCCUCCUUCUUGCACCUGACAGGAGCAAUUCUGGAUAUAACCUUGAUAGCCAAUGUCCUGAGCCCCUCACAUACCAGUUUCUACCUCUCCUGUGUGACCAGUGAGCAGAAUGCAAGCCUCCUUCUUGAGAGAGACAAUAGAAUUGUCAUGACCCCACCUAAGUCCAGGUUCCAGAUCUACAAGAAUAGCAGCAAUGAGGUGCAGAUGCGUGGCUUCUCCCGUGCGGACCUAGUGGGCAUCACGUACUGUUUGGGACAGACCCAGACAGAACAAACUAGGGUAGUUUAUGUGCACAACAACAUGAACGCCAACCUAGUCCCAGAAAAGGCAACACAGACAGUCAGCCUCUUCCAGUCAGCUGAGCUUGUUGCCAAGAUAAAGCAUGAAAAGAACACCGAUAUUUUGUGGAAAAGGAAUGGCUCCUUCUAUCAGACCACAGACAAGGGUGAGGUGAAGGGGAACCAAUUCACUCUGUCCCUGCCAUCGGUGAGAGUAGCUGAUGGUGGGGUUUAUAGCGCCUCAUUUAUGGGGGACAGCCCCUUGUCAAGUGCUUCCUACAGGCUAAUUGUGCGAGGUUGUGCUGCAAAGAAAUGGGGUGUCCUUUGUGACAAGGACUGUUCUGACUGCCUGAAUGGAGGCAUAUGCCACCAUGUUGUGGGAGAAUGCAUCUGCCCACCAGGUUUCAUGGGUACCCGCUGUGAAAAAGCUUGUAGGGAAGGCAGGUUUGGGCGGAACUGCCAGAAACAAUGUCCAGGUGAGCAGGGCUGCAGAGGGCUGGCCUUCUGCCUGCCUGACCCAUAUGGCUGUUCCUGUGCAGCUGGAUGGAGUGGUCCCCAGUGUGGUUCAGCUUGUAACCAUAGGACAUUUGGCCCUGACUGUGCCCUGGAGUGCCACUGCCAAAAUGGAGGUACUUGUAACCGGUUCAGUGGGUGUAUUUGCCCAUCUGGUUGGCAUGGACAACGUUGUGAAAAGUCAGACCGGAUCCCCCAGAUCAUCAACUUGGUCUCAUACCUGGAGUUUAAUCAAGACUCUCAACCUGUAGUUAGCUGUGUGGCAACAGGCAACCCGCUCCCUGUGCGUGACAGCAUUGAACUGCGCAAGGCUGAUGGAACAGUGCUCAUGCCCAUCAAAGCUAUAAUGGAAAAGGACAUGACUACCUGUGAAUUUCGGGUGCCACCGCUUGUUCUCUCUGACACUAACUUCUGGGAGUGUCGUGUCUCUACCACAGGUGGGCAGGACAGUGGCAAGUUCAAGGUCACUGUGAAAGUGCCUCCUGUCCCACUCAGCCCUCCCAGGCUUCUAGCCAAGCAGAGUCGGCAGCUUGUGAUAUCCCCUGUGGAACAUUUCUCGGGUGAUGGACCUAUCAUCUCUAUCAAGGUUCUUUAUAGGUUAAAUGAUGACACAUCUCAUUGGUCAUCCAUUGUAGUUGACAGUAUCCAGAAUAUCACCCUGAUGAACCUCCGACCUGUCACUGCCUAUCUUGUUAAGGUUCAGCUAACACGCCCUGGGGAAAAAGGAGAAGGUGCCAUGGGACCUCAGGCUGUCAUGGUAACAGAGUGCCAAGAGCCAACAUCUAAACCUGUGAUUGAAAGUUCCUUUGUUGAAGGAAGAAAUACACUUUAUGUGAACUGGAAUUUACCCAAUAGUGACAAUGUGGCCACUGGAUUUUUGGUCCGGCUCUAUGAUUCAACUAAGAUGCUCAUACAUCAGGAAAACAUCUCUUCCAUCAUUGUACAAUCUGCCAGGAUUCCAAACUUGAAGUUCAACAAGGACUACAGCCUGGAGGUGCUAGCCUAUCACUGCACCAGACUGGGACCUCCCUCUGACCUGUACAAGAUCAAGAUCAAUAGCAAAGGCCCCUCAUCCCCGCGGUCUCUUUCAAUGGAGCCCCUCGCUGACAGCACCAUCCAGCUCACCUGGCAGCCCCCCGAGUACCCCAAUGGUGGCAUCAUCAAGUACACUGUGGAGGUGCAACAGCUGGGGGGUAACAGUGAGCCUCAGUGGAUGGACACAGACAAUGGCUGGGAGACUACAAAGAUCAUCACAAGGCUAAAUGCCAGCACAUCCUACCAGUUCCGGGUGCGAGCCAAUUCUCAUGUGCCAGGCGAGUGGAGCAAGCCUGUGAGAGCUGCAAUUCUAGGUGAUGGAGCCCUGAGCCAAGUGCCCACUUUGGAGAGCAAGAACUUGUCCCCAUCCAAUCUGGACCAGCAGUUACUGUUAGCCAUUGUGGGUUCUGUCUCUGUCACCUGCCUGACAAUACUCUUUGCCCUUCUUGCCCUUUUCCUCAUCAAGAAGAACUUCUUCCACCGACGUCGCACUUUCACCUACCAGUCAGGAUCUGGAGAAGAGACCAUUCUGCAGUUCAAUUCAGGCACACUGACCCUGACGCGUCGGCCAAAGCCACAGCCUGAGCCGCUUAGCUACCCUAUUCUGGAAUGGGAAGACAUUAAGUUUGAGGACAUGAUAGGGGAAGGGAACUUUGGACAAGUCAUCCGGGCCAUGAUCAAGAAAGAUGGACUCCGAAUGAAUGCAGCUAUCAAGAUGUUGAAGGAAUUUGCCUCUGAGAAUGACCACCGGGACUUUGCCGGAGAGCUAGAAGUCCUUUGCAAGCUGGGCAACCAUCCCAAUAUCAUAAAUUUGCUGGGGGCCUGUGAGAAUAAAGGUUACCUGUAUAUCGCUAUAGAAUAUGCACCCUAUGGGAACUUGCUGGAUUUUCUGCGCAAGAGCCGAGUCCUGGAGACAGAUCCUGCUUUUGCCAGGGAGCAUGGGACAGCAUCAACCCUCACAUCCCAGCAGCUCUUGCAGUUUGCAUCUGAUGUGGCCAAAGGCAUGCAGUAUUUGAGUGAGAAACAAUUUAUUCACAGAGACCUGGCUGCCAGGAACAUCCUGGUGGGAGAGAAUCUGACUUCCAAGAUUGCUGACUUUGGCUUGUCCCGGGGGGAGGAGGUCUAUGUGAAGAAGACAAUGGGCCGCUUGCCAGUUCGCUGGAUGGCCAUUGAGUCCUUGAAUUACAGUGUAUACACGACCAAGAGUGAUGUGUGGUCAUUUGGGGUCCUAUUGUGGGAAAUUGUCAGCCUGGGAGGGACACCAUACUGUGGGAUGACAUGUGCUGAGCUCUAUGAGAAGCUUCCGCAGGGAUACCGCAUGGAAAAGCCCCUCAACUGUGAUGAUGAAGUGUAUGAGCUAAUGCGGCAGUGCUGGCGGGACCGGCCCUAUGAACGCCCUCCCUUCUCCCAGAUCUCAGUGCAACUCAUCCGCAUGCUGGAAGCCAGGAAGGCCUAUGUGAACAUGGCCUUGUUUGAGAAUUUCACCUAUGCAGGGAUUGAUGUGACAGCUGAGGAGGCGUGAGGGGCCUGAGCACUAACUCCCCACUUGGGGCACAAACAGGAUAUAUAUAGAAGAGGAACCUCCUGCAUGCACAUCCCAAGACAUGCCUUCACUUUGCCAUACAGUUUAUGCUGGACACAAAGCAUAAAGAAACUUGGCUAGCAAAGGAACUCCUGCAUGGAUUCAGCCCUCUUGCCAAUUUCUUCGUUCCUGACCACAAGACAGCACACACUGCAAAUAAUGCCAGCAAGGCAACAGACUUAAAAAAUGUUGCCAAGGGCUGAUUUAUUCUACUUUUCCUCCAAGUGGACUCUUGAGUGGUGUACAUUUUUUAUCCUCUUCCCCAUUUUAUAGUCAAAAAAACUCUGUGGGGUACCUAAGUCUGAGAGCUGGUAAGUGGUCCGAAGUCACCUAGCCAUCCUUGGACAGAUGGUCACUCAAGUGAAUGAGGAUUUGAACCCAGGUCUCUCCAGUCCUGGUUCAAUACUCCCACUGCUAUACCUUUCCUUGAGAUUGUUUUCCACCAUUUUCUGUUUCUCUUGGGUAGUACCGCACAAUCUGGCCACGCAUAUCUCCCAUAGAGUUAUAAACUGUCACAUCCUUGAUUAAUCAGAGGAGCAAGUUUUCCUCCUCCACUUGUCCUUCAUUUUUUCUUUUUCAUGGCUCCCCCCUUCUUCUGCAUGUUCUUCUGCUGCAGGUCAAUGUGUGUGCUGACCCUAGAUAAGUCUGUUUUUUAAAAAAAAGUCUGGGGCAAGUAUAUUUACACAAAGAAGCAUUAUACUAGAACAUCCAUGCACAAAGCACUUCCAUGCUUUGCCAAAAAGCAAGUGCAUUUGUACAAACAUGGUGAGGGUUUCCACCCCACCCCACCCCCCAAGCAGGCAGAACCGUAUGGACAGAGAGUUGCCUUAAAUGCAAAGCUAGACACUCACAAUGGGUCUGGUGCAGCUCCCAUGUUGUGAGACCAGUUGCUUGCUGCAAACAACAAGUCUCUCUACUCACUGCAGAAUGAUGCUGAAUAAGCAGCAAUGUUCAGUGAAACAAAAAGGAGAUAUGAGGCAGAAACUAAUCAAGCACCAAAGGGAUGCAUGGAACAUUCCAUGGAAACUUGGGGAGAGCAUUAUGGCAAGCUGUGAAAGUAAGAAAGCCAAGGCCAUGGGGCCACUUGUCCUUCUACAACAGGAGCUUGCUAGCUAUACUGACUGGCUUUCAGGUGGAUAGCUGUGUUGGUCUGAAGCAGCAGAACAAAGUUUGAGUCCAGUGGCCCCUUUGAGACCAACAAAGUUUUAUUCUGGGUAUAAGCUUCCAUGUGCAUGAACACUUUGUUAGUCUUAAAGGUGCCUCUGGACUCAAACUUUGUGACUGGCUUUGUCCCUGAAUCUGGAGAAUGUUGUGGUAGAGAGUGGACAGGAACGGAAUGUAUUCCACAGAACAGAAUGUAUUCCACAGGUGUGAAGCAGACAGUAUAUAACUAUCAGUGCCUCAGUGCUAUCAGUUCUACAAUACCUCUGCCCCCAAGUUAUAAUUAAUAAAGAAUGUGUAAAGAAUUAGCCAGCUGCCAUUGAACAAUGUAGUAAUGACAGAUUGCCUUAACACUGGCAUGACCAAGAAGUUGUAUUGACUUUUGCACUUUAGGGCAUGCUGGCCUAUUCUUGACUGCAGCUAUUUCAGAGUGGGGAAAAAGGAACCUCAAACUAAAAAAUACCACAUUAUUAUGUCAAGAUGUGAGAGCAAGUACCCUACUAUGUUUACCAUUUAUUUAGACCAAACUAUUCCCAGGACUGUACAAAGGCACAGAAAUAUGGCUGUUUCCUAUCAGAUGCUGUAUAAUAUCCAGUCUACAAAUGUUGCCUCUUUGACUAGUAAAAAUAAGGGAUCCCUGAGUGUUUGUCACUAAGAAAAGCCUCAGUCUCCCAGGGCUACAGGCUUAAGCUCUAUAGCUAUAUGUAUAAGCUAUAUAGGCAAGACAGGGAGGGAUGGUGUUGCAUUGUGUAUCAAAGAAGGCAUAGAAUCAAGUAAAUUAGAAAACAUCAGGGGAAAAAACUCCCUAACAGAAUGAUAUGGAUGGAAAUAUUGGGCCCUAAGGAUUACUUAAAAGUGGGGUUGUACUGUCACUCACCUGAUCAAAUCCUUAAGGCUGACCUUGAGAUGAAGAAGGAAUUAAAUGAGGUGACUAAAGCA